Cynara cardunculus var. scolymus (artichoke) is the source of this 2934-nucleotide messenger RNA. RefSeq names its product kinesin-like protein KIN-14L. Lineage: Eukaryota; Viridiplantae; Streptophyta; Magnoliopsida; Asterales; Asteraceae. The record is from RefSeq and is a predicted model, not a curated record. Gene Ontology annotation, molecular function: microtubule motor activity; ATP binding; microtubule binding. The transcript is spliced from 18 exons. The coding region runs from base 1 to 2763 and encodes 920 amino acids. Gene Ontology annotation, biological process: microtubule-based movement.
AUGGAGGUGAUUGAAUCAAGAGCAGUGCAUGAUUUAAAUUUGGCUUCAAGAAAAGCCCAAGAUGCAGCUUCGAGGAGGAUUCAAGCUACUGAAUGGCUUGAGAGUUUUGUGGGUCCAUUAGGCAUAUCAAAAGAGCCAUCAGAGAAAGAAUUCAUUUCUUGCUUGAGAAAUGGAUUGAUUCUUUGCAAAGCCAUUAACAAGAUUCAACCAGGGUCUGUCCAAAAGGUUGUGGAGAUUAGUCGGCAUCCUUCGCAAUCUCUCCUGUGGGAUUCUCAGCCAUUGCCCGCCUAUCAAUUCUUUGAGAAUGUUCGAAACUUUCUGAAAGCAGUUGAAGACCUAAAUCUGCCAGUCUUUGAAGCUUCAGUUUUCGAAAGGGAUAAUAUGGAAGCGGAUUCAUCUACUAAGAUCGUUGAUUGCGUUUUGGGACUUAAAGAUUACAAAGAAAGGAAACAGAACCCAGGAGGGAAUGGAGUUUUUAAGCACAUCAAUAGAUGUCCGUUGGUUAUGCAUUCAAAUGGUAGGAACCCUAGACCAGCAGCAGGUUUAGAUCCCAACAGGCAAUUGGAUUUAUCCACAAAUUGUGGAAAACAGCCACCAUCUCAAAAUGAUCAUCAGAAGCAUGAAGAUUUGAUAGUGAAGGCGUUAACAGAAUGCAUGAUCAAUGCAAAAGAGAACUUAGAUGGUAACUUGCUGUCUUCUAUUCGUAAUGGGAAUACGGAUUCUGUUAAGUGGUUUAGUAAGAUCCUUUCAAGUGCUUUAGAGGAGCAACUUCAAUACAAGUUCCCUGAGUUGAACCCCAUUAUCAAAGAUGUAUCGGAAGAAGGUAGUAGAUCAACAACGAGUUCAGAGACUAGAAAUCGCAAAAGUUUUCAAGCUUGCUUGAACAAAGAUGAUUGCAACCACUGGCAGGUGUUUAAAGUACAAGAGAAAAAACUACAGAACCUGAAGGCAUUGUUGUCAAGCACGAAGGCGGAGUUUGGAGAUCUGCAGUCGCAAUGGCAACACGAUUUAAAACAAAUGGAGAGUCAGGUAGAGGAGUUAUCGACUGCUGCCCAAGGAUACCAUAAAGUCGUGAAAGAAAACCGGACUUUAUACAACAUGGUACAAGAUCUAAAAGGAAAUAUUCGAGUUUACUGCAGGAUCAGGCCUGCAUUUAGAGCUGACACGAAAAAUGUGAUUGAUUUUAUUGGAGAAGAUGGUUCGUUAGUCGUUUUAGAUCCUUCAAAACCAAAUAAAGAUGGAAAGAAGUUGUUUCAGUUCAAUCGUAUCUUUGGUCCAACUGCUACUCAGGAGGAGGUAUUUGCGGACACUCAACCGCUGAUAAGAUCUGUUAUGGAUGGUUACAAUGUGUGCAUUUUUGCUUAUGGGCAAACAGGAUCUGGGAAAACACAUACAAUGUGUGGUCCUUCUGGUGCAUCAAGAAAAGAACUGGGAAUCAAUUAUUUAGCUCUCAGCGACCUCUUUGAUCUAUCGAAUAGUAGAAAAGAUGUCAUAAAGUACGAGCUUUAUGUCCAAAUGGUUGAAAUAUACAACGAACAAGUCAGAGAUCUUGUCACUGGAGAUUCUGCAAACACCAGCAAAUUGGAGAUCCGUAGCUGCACAACUGAGAACGGAUUGAGCCUUCCUGAUGCCACCAUGCACUCGGUGAAGUCCACCACUGAUGUUCUAAACUUGAUGAAAGUUGGUCAAGUGAAUCGGGCUGUUAGUUCAACAGCACUGAACCACCAAAGUAGCCGAUCCCACAGCAUAUUGACGGUCCAUAUCCAUGGGAAAGAUGCAUCUGGCGGCACUAUUCGUAGCUGCCUUCAUUUGGUAGAUUUAGCGGGAAGCGAAAGGGUGGAUAAAUCAGAAGUCACCGGUGAAGGGCUUAAAGAAGCUCAAUAUAUAAACAAGUCACUUUCUUGUUUAGGAGAUGUGAUUACUGCCUUAUCUCAGAAGAACUCUUACAUUCCUUACAGAAACAGCAAGCUAACACUACUCCUUCAGAACUCAUUAGGAGGAAACGCGAAGACUUUGAUGUUUGCUCACGUGAGCCCAGAAGGAGAUUCUUUCGGGGAAACAGUUAGCACAUUGAAGUUUGCUCAACGAGCUUCGACUGUUGAACUUGGUGCAGCUAGAUUGAAUAAAGAAAGCAGGGAGGUCAUGGACCUUAAAGAACAGAUUGAGACCCUUAAGAGGCAAUUGGCUGAAAAGGAACCACAAAGUGCACAAACUGCUAACAGAUUAGAACCAAGAUCGCCAUUACCGAAACCAAAACCAGUACCUAUGAUGAUGGAAAGAACCCCACCUCGAUCAAGAAGGUUGAGCACUGAGAACAAAUGUCCACCCAAGAGUCCGAAUUCUGGUUCGAAAAGCAGAGCACUGAAAACAGAUGGAAGAAUUACAAGAAUUCCAUCGCUGGUGCUACCAAAAACACCUGAACCUCCUCAAGUGUCAAUCAGAAAUGCGAUAAUAAUCUCUUCAGAAAGCAAGGAGCCGACGGGUAUUACGAAUGGGAAAACAUCAUCAUCCCAUAUAAGGAAAUCACUUCGAACGAUUGGGAAACUAAUUAAUGGGUCCGAGAAAAGGAUUCAAAGUCAGAAAACGAAUGAAGUAGUAGUAGCCUCACCGGCAACUGUUGGUAGGCCAUCAAGACGACAAUCUCUAACUGGGAUUCAACCAUCAAGAAGAUCUUCCCUUGGAGGAGUUGAGAAUUGUCGGAAGGGUGCGAAAACGCCUCCACCAGUCGUCAAUUCUUCAAGCAAUAUGAAGCAGUGGAUGUAAAGGCUUGAUUGAUGAUGGCUGUGCGACCAAGUGAACUAACAUGGCGGGUGCUUUGACUUGAAGCAUAUUCUUGAGCUGCAAUUUACAGAAAGAAUGACAAUCUCUCAGUUUUAGUGGUGGUGUACAGACGAUAGUUCUUACAAUUGAUUCUGAGCAUUUCAUUUUGUUCGG